Molecule: messenger RNA, 471 nt
Organism: Arachis ipaensis
Lineage: Eukaryota; Viridiplantae; Streptophyta; Magnoliopsida; Fabales; Fabaceae
Source: RefSeq, a predicted model, not a curated record
UGAUGAAAGCAUGAAUAUAUUUAGGGGACUGUGUGUUGACUUCUACAAUGUGGCCCAGGACUUUGUGCAUGACAAGGAGGAGGCUGAUAUAUUGCGUUCCGCUUUUGUGAGUGCUAAAGUGGCACUUAGCGAACAUCGGGCAAAACAUUCAAAAAGCGUACGCACAAGUGAGUGUCCUGAUGGAUUAAAUGCUUUGCGAAGCCCUCCUCAUGUGGUACCUAGGGGGCGUCCAAGCUUCAAGAGACUCGAGGCGGAUUUGGACCGGAAAAUUAAGAAUGGUACUAAGAAACGUCGAGCUAGUAGUAAACAUACAAAGGAAGUUGCAGCUGUUGAAGGAGACAAACAUUUAAACAAGGCCACCGAGAGACGCAUUACUGCUAGCAAACACCCUAAGCUUUAUUUUAGUGUUUAUUGCUAGAGAGUAUGUUAUAAGUUUUGUAUUUUAUAAUUUAAAUAUCAUUGAUGUAUAGA